UGCUCUUCUGCUCGUAAACCAGCAAUGCCACAACGUGAUUUCGACGUGGGUGCGGGGGGUUGCGGGACCGGUAAGUUUCAGAGAUGGUAUCUGUAGUGGUAGGCUAUGCCUACAUAUCCCAGGGUGCUUUGGGGCUGGGGCUUACUUCCUGAAUGACUAGUAAACAUGACAGCAACGCUACCUCUCUGUGUCCCUGAGCCAUUCUUUAUACAUGGUGUCAGAGAGUGAAAAAGAACUCAAAAGUUAUAACUUUAUACUCCUGUGAAGCGGUGGAUGUUAUCUCUUCAUGAAUAUAGCCUGGAGGAAGCUCAGUGCUGACAAUAAAAACGGAGAUAAGUGAAGAAAAGUUGCUAAGCUAAAAAAAAAAAAAAAAAAAAAAAAAAGCCUGCGACUUGGCUGAGCUACACAAACCUUUCCUGAUCGACAACUAAGGGAAUAUACAAUGGCAUCUACACAAAUAUCACACCCAGAACCAUUUGACUUCUCAAAUCCGUCAGGAUGGCCAAGAUGGAUCAGAAGGUUUGAGAGAUUUCGUGUUGUAUCUGGAUUAACAGAGAAAGAAGAGGAGUAUCAGGUGAAUUCACUUCUCUAUGCUAUGGGAGAUGCAGCAGAUGAUAUUUUGGCAGUUUUACCGUUGACUGAUGAAAACAAAAAGAAGUAUGAUACAGUUAAAGAAGCAUUUGAGCAGCACUGUGUGGGAAAACACAAUGUGAUUUUUGAAAGGGCCCAGUUUAACAUGAGGUUCCAACAAGAUGGAGAGAGUGCAGAAGCAUUCAUCACCACUGUGCACAAGUUAGCAGAACAUUGUAACUAUAGAGAUCUGAAGGAAGAGCUAAUAAGAGACAGAAUUGUGGUUGGAAUAAAUGACAGGAGGCUGUCAGAACAGCUACAGAUGGACUCAGAAUUGACCCUGGUGAAGACAAUACAAAGAGUGAGACAAAGUGAAACUGUUAAGAAACAACAGACAUUAAUGUACAACACUGCUGGAGAAGGAGACUCCAAGAUAAAUUUAGAUGCUGUUCAGACAAGGUUUCAGCGCCUGGGGAAAAAGCCUCAACACUCAAACAAAGGCCAAAGGUCAGACACUCAAGGAGAAAAAGAGUGUGGCCGAUGUGGAAAAGGACGCAGACAUGCAUGGAAAGACUGCCCAGCUAAAGAUGUAGAAUGUCGCAAGUGUCGCAAAAUUGGACAUUAUGCAGUGGCCUGUUUCAGAGGGAAAGCAGUAAACACAGUCACAGAGUGCCAGUCAGACGGUGACAAUGAUCAGGAGGACUAUGCUUUUCUAGGUGAGGUGCAAACACAGACUACAAGGCCUUGGAUGGAAAAUAUACUACUCAACGGGGAAGCCAUUAAUUUUAAAAUCGACACAGGAGCUGACGUGACAUCCAUACCGGAAAGUGUCUUUAAACCAACACGAGAUGGCAAGUUGGAGAAACCACUUAAGAAACUGUUUGGACCGGGACGCAACCCCCUGAAUGUAAAGGGCUGUUUCCAGGGGAAAAUGCUGGCAAAAGGCCUCUUUACAGACCAACAUGUUUAUGUUGUGGCAGGACUGACACAACCACUUCUGGGACUACCAGCCAUAGAGGCCAUGCAACUGGUUCACAGAGCAGAGGCUGUCACAGCGACACAGCCUGAAACAGAUUUCAAAGCAGCGUAUCCAGCGGUGUUCCAUGGGCUUGGUGAGCUGAAGGAGCCGUACCGCAUAGAGCUGAAAAAAGGAGCGACACCUUAUGCUCUCUCAACACCCAGACGGGUCCCAAUGCCACUGAGAGAGAAAGUGCGUGAAGAACUGGAUAGAAUGGAAACUAUGGGAGUCAUAUCAAAAGUGACAGAACCAACGGCUUGGUGCUCUGGAAUGGUAGUGGUUCCAAAACCAAAGCAGGACAAACUCAGGAUCUGUGUAGAUCUCACAAAGCUAAACAAAGCAGUGAAAAGAGAACGCCAUAUUCUUCCUUCCGUCGACCAAACACUUGCGAUGAUGUCAGAGGCAAAGGUUUUCACAAAACUAGAUGCUCGAUCUGGAUUUUGGCAAAUCCCAUUAACCCCAAAAUCACGACCAUUAACCACAUUCAUCACUCCUUUUGGGAGAUAUCUGUUCAACCGCCUGCCCUUUGGGAUCAAAUCCGCUCCAGAACAUUUUCAAAGAAGGAUGUCACAAAUGUUGGAGGAUUUUGAGGGCGUGCUGUGUCAUGCAGAUGAUGUUCUUGUGUAUGGCCGUGACAGACAGGAACAUGACCAAAGACUGCACAGUGUGCUCCAGAAAAUGCAGGAGGAAGGCCUCACUUUGAACGAGAAGUGUGAGUUUGCUAAGGAGCACAUGAUCUUUGUUGGUCACAAGGUUUCGGCAAAAGGCAUCGAGCCCGACCCAAACAAAACAAAAGCGAUUCUUCAGAUGCCAGAGCCUGAAUGCGCGGAGGAUGUGCGCCGCCUAAUAGGCAUGGCAAAUUACCUGUCCAAAUUCUUGCCACAACUGGCUACUGUCACCGUGCCCCUGAAAGACCUACUGAGGGAGAAAAAUGAGUGGGUCUGGGGGGAACCUCAACAGACUGCUUUUCAAAAGCUGAAAGAAGGACUGAGCUCACCGACAGCACUUGCUAAAUAUUCAAAUGCAGCAGAGACUCAAGUAGCAGCAGAUGCAUCAGCAUACGGAAUAGGUGCUGUUCUCACGCAGAAACAGGCUGAUGGCUCAUGGCAACCAGUGACGUUUAUUUCAAGAGGACUGACAGAUACAGAGAAGCGCUAUGCGCAGAUUGAAAAGGAGGCGCUGGCAGCAACAUGGGCGUGCGAAAGACUGACCUCCUACGUGCAGGGUCUACACUUCACACUCCUGACAGACCAUAAGCCCCUGGUCCCACUGUUGAGCACCAGAGGUUUGGAUGAUCUGCCACCAAGGGUUCUGAGAUUUCGUCUGCGACUCCUGAGGUAUGAUUAUGACAUUGUUCAUGUCCCAGGGAAAAACCUCAUCACUGCAGACACGCUGUCUAGAGCGCCGCUUCAGGACAAGAUGUCACCUGGUGACUUGGAACUUGAAAGAGAGGUCCAGGUGUUUGUGAAUGCAGUUGUGUCCUCACUCCCCGCUACAGACACACGAUUGGAAGAAAUUAAACGGGCACAACAAGCAGAUGAAACAUGCAAAACAGUGUCACACUACUGUCUGACAGAAUGGCCGGAAAAACACACGCUGAGGCCAGACGUUGCCCCCUACUGGAAGGUCAGAGCAGACCUGUAUCUUGCAGAUGACCUUCUCAUGAAAGGCGAGAGACUGGUGAUACCACAAGCACUCAGAAGGGAGAUCAUGACUAAACUUCACGAAGGUCAUCAAGGAAUCUCCAAAUGUCGCUCUAGAGCCAAGGAAUCGGUAUGGUGGCCUGGAAUCACUGCCCACAUCAGAGAGGCAGUGGACCAGUGUGAAACGUGCCAAAAAUAUAGAAUCCAGUACAGAGAGCCGCUGAUGGAGACCACAGUACCAGAUCGCCCAUGGCAAAAGGUACAUCGAGGUGGCAGAGCUCAGAGUUACGACAUCUGAGGCCACCAUUGGAGCUGUGAAAGAUGCUUUUAGUCAUCAUGGUUACGCACAGACCGUGGUUUCUGACAAUGGGCCCCAGUUUUCGUCGGAGGCAUUCAGAGCAUUUGCAAAAGAGUGCAGCUUCACACAUGUCACGA
This is a messenger RNA of Entelurus aequoreus (snake pipefish), 3666 nucleotides long. RefSeq lists its product as uncharacterized. NCBI's taxonomy places the organism in Eukaryota, Metazoa, Chordata, Actinopteri, Syngnathiformes, Syngnathidae. The transcript has 2 exons. The record is from RefSeq and is a predicted model, not a curated record. The coding region runs from base 443 to 3529 and encodes 1028 amino acids.